UGUGAAGUCCUAGCAGCAUUGCAACUUGAAAUGAACACAGUGCAGAACUAGCACCAAAAUAAUAACUUGAGACUAAAUAAGAACAAAGAACAAUUCAGAUAUUUUGCAAAGAAGACACUGAAGAAGCUGUAACCAUGACACCCCGCUUAGCAUUCACAGAGGAUAAUGCUAUGCGCAUUGCUGCCGUGGAGAGAGCCUUUGCGCCGUCGGGUAAAAGUCUUGCAAAGCCUGGGCGUGUGCUGGUGGGAGAGGGGAGGCUCCUGAAGCUGUGUCGCCAUAGCCUGCAGCCCAAGAUGUUCUUCCUCUUCAAUGACAUUAUAGUGUACGGCAGCAUCGUGGUCCACAGGUUCUGGUACAAAAACCAGCACAUCAUCCCGCUGGAAGAUACCAUCGUUGAAGACCUGGCUGACAGCCUGGAAAUGAAAAACCAGUGGCUCAUCAGAACACCCAAGAAAUCUUUCUACAUGUCCGCUGCUUCCGAGAAGGAAAAGCAGGCGUGGAUCUCCCACAUUCUGGAGUGCAGGGAGCAGCAGUUGAUCAGUUCGAGGAAGGAGCCCACCACUAGUUUUGCAGCUGCCUGGAUUCCUGACCGAGCCUCAGAUAUCUGCAUGCGCUGUGCGGACAAGUUCACCGUGGCGCAACGGAGGCACCACUGCCGGCAGUGUGGCUUUGUGGUGUGCAACUCGUGCUCUAAGUGUAGGAUUGUCAUCCCAGCCAUCUCUGCAAAACCUGUCAGAGUGUGCACUCUGUGUUUCAACACACUGCUACGUGAGAAGGCUGAGCAGGCUGGGAAGAGGAGUUCAGAUGGGUUUGACUUGGAAAUGCCUAUGUAUGAAGCGUCAAGCGAUGAGGACAGUGAAGAGGGAUAUGACAUGAUGCCAAUCCAGUGGGUGAAACCAUAGAAUAUAGACCAUCCAUAAAAGACUUGCUUUGCUUUUCUUGAAUAACAGUGGCCUCAUAAUUUCCAGACUUGAAGAGAUUGGACUCUUGUGCAGAACUUAAAGUUAUACAGACAAUUACCUCUAAUACUAUAACACUAUAAAUGACACCGACAUUACGUACACUGCAACUAACAGGAACGUGAAAUAUCAUGCCUGUUUGAUUUAAUAUUUAUAUUAAUUGUAAAGAUUCAAGAUGUACUUAUUAUGUUAAAAAGGUUACUCUAUGUGCAAUUUAAUGCACAAAAUGUUGCCAUAUUUGAGAAUUCUGCCAAUUCUUUGACUGUGAAUAUAUUUAUUUAAUGAUUUAAAAGAAUGCUAUUUGUCAUGUGGAAGGGGCUGAUAUUCUAUUAAAUGCCUGGUUUGCCAAAAAUGUUAAACUUAAUACUUCUACAAAGCAGAAGUCAGUGUUACAGGCUGCUCAAACAUUGCUGUGAAAUUGUGUUUCCUUUAUAUAUGGUAUUGGUGUGUAUUAAGGGAAUGUGUUUAUGUCUCCAGUUUAUUGUUAAAUUACAGCUGAGCCAUAUUUCAAUUUGAUGUAACUAACCAUGCAUUGAUGACACUUCUAAGGGUCACAAAUAAAAACACAGUAUUCUAAAUCA
Polyodon spathula (Mississippi paddlefish) is the source of this 1540-nucleotide messenger RNA. Its product is annotated as pleckstrin homology domain-containing family F member 1-like. Lineage: Eukaryota; Metazoa; Chordata; Actinopteri; Acipenseriformes; Polyodontidae. Bases 135 to 902 code for a protein of 255 amino acids. Gene Ontology annotation, molecular function: phosphatidylinositol binding; metal ion binding. The transcript is spliced from 2 exons. The record is from RefSeq and is a predicted model, not a curated record.